AUGAUCAGUGCUGCAAGAAGGAUUAUGGGGAUCAAUGAAUCCGAUACGGGGAGCAUCGGUGUUGCUGAAUCUGCUACUUCUACUGGAAAUGCCAAUGUUGUUGAUACUACUGGGGGUUCUGAUAGUGCUAGUGGUGUUGUUGAUGCAAUUGUUGCGGUUGAUGGGAUUAUGACUUCCCUUUGCCAAACAUACAUGGAGUUUCUUAACCGCGUGUACUGUGAAGAGAUAGCCUCCAGAGCUACCGGAGCGUGGGAUGCGCCUCAUCCCUGGCUAAAUCUGUUCGUACACGAGUCCAAAAUUGUAGAGUUUAAUGACAAGGUGCUUAAAGAGGUCCUUGCAUAUGGCAUUGGAGGGCCUCUCCUUGUAUACCCACUUCUCAAAAACAAAUGGGAUUCACAGAUGUCGACUGUGGUACCCGAUGAGGACGUGUUCUAUCUGGUGGGUCUUCUACGCUCUAGUCGACAUGGGGGUCCUUUCGUAGAGAGUCUCUUGGAAGAGAAUGACCACAUCCUCAGAACAUGUGAAACGAGCGGCAUGGAAAUCAAGCAAUAUCUUCCUCAUUAUAAGACGAAUGGAGAGUGGAGGAAGCAUUUUGGUAAUACAUGUUGGGAUCAAUUUAAGAGGAGGAAGGAGCAAUUUUCUAGAUCGUAA
Messenger RNA from Cryptomeria japonica (Japanese cedar), 651 nucleotides. Its product is annotated as cytokinin dehydrogenase 5-like. Gene Ontology annotation, molecular function: cytokinin dehydrogenase activity; flavin adenine dinucleotide binding. The coding region runs from base 1 to 651 and encodes 216 amino acids. The record is from RefSeq and is a predicted model, not a curated record. Gene Ontology annotation, biological process: cytokinin metabolic process. The transcript has 3 exons. Lineage: Eukaryota; Viridiplantae; Streptophyta; Pinopsida; Cupressales; Cupressaceae.